AUGGCGGGUGCAUCGUCCCAAGCGGCUUCUGUCGGGGGCUUGGCUUUGGGAGCAUCUCGCGGUGCACAUCCCACGAUGCGAUUGGAUUCCUUCUUGAAAUCCACCGACCCCGGAUAUCAGCAUGCAGAGGCGCCCGCGCAGGGAGAUCGCUUCAUCAGGAAGAUGGCCACAUAUGGGCAGAUUCGCCCUUCCGUCAGCUUUGUGAGCGAAGCCCGCGUUAUCCGACCGGUCAAGGAAUGUGGCGCAAUGGAUAUGUCCAUUUUGCCACACCCGCUGAUGGACCCAAAGGGCGAUCCUCGCGAAGGGACCUUUGAGAUCCCGCCUCCACCUGAAGAAGUUGACGAUUCCUUCAUCAAAAUGUAUCAGAAUCACAGCCUGAUGCUUCCAUCCGAGCGGUACAAGGAGCAUCUCCUCAUGAAAGCUGGUGAAAAGAAGUGGCGAGAGGAAAGGGACGCAGUGUUUCGAUAUCGUAAGCGCAUGACGGUCCUGGAGCGGAAGCACCCGGAAGGUAUCCUGGGAAUUGAUGGACCCACGCAUCCGGAUACCUUGCUGUACAAAGAUCGUUAUCAGCAUUUGGCUGCACAGGCAGAGCGCAAGGCAAACAUUGCCGAGAAUCGCUUUGCAAACUUACACGCGCAGAAUUAUUCAGACGACGCAGUGGCAAUGCGAAGCCAUGGCACUGAUCCGGGCCUGGAGCGCUCUAAGGACAUUUGUAUUCAGCGAAAAUGCAUCGAUCCCGAGCAACAUCCAUUUCGAUUUCUUGAUACGCACGCACGCCUCUUUCCGAAAUAUUCGCCGACCUGGGACCCUGAACGAGCCGCAGCCCUGCGCAGUCACGACGUCAGGGACAGGCAGCACAACAUCAUCAAUGGCGCACGCAACGAAUUGACGUACGACGUUGCACUCCCAUGGGAGGAGGUCCAGCAGCAAGCAGUGCAGCGUCGGGUUGCUGAAGCUGCAAAGACUGCCACUCGAAGCAUGAGCAGCCAUGAGAUUUGA
Symbiodinium sp. CCMP2456 is the source of this 999-nucleotide messenger RNA. The record is from the annotation of a GenBank genome assembly. NCBI's taxonomy places the organism in Eukaryota, Dinophyceae, Suessiales, Symbiodiniaceae.